This is a messenger RNA of Aegilops tauschii subsp. strangulata, 3373 nucleotides long. Lineage: Eukaryota; Viridiplantae; Streptophyta; Magnoliopsida; Poales; Poaceae. The record is from RefSeq and is a predicted model, not a curated record.
UCCAUGAUUACGGUGGACCGACCAAGGUGGCUGUUCAAGUGUUGAUACUCAAAAGCUAUCCGUGUGCUUAAUAUUUCAGUCACUAGUCUGACCAGUUAGCAGUGACGGUGACAUCCCAACUCCGACGUGGACAGCUGAUUUGUCAACUCCCAACCACCAGAAUUCCAUCCGCUUCUGCCGUCGAACACCCCUGAAUGCUGCGUUUCGUCAAAUUAAGCAUCGCUUGCUUCGGGACAAAGCACUCCUACACAAUUAUGUACUUGCUGCUCGUGGCGGAAGUAUAAUAUUACUAGUAUUAAGCAUACGAUAUUAGCGUAUGAUAAUAUUUUUAUAGUGCAUAUUUCAAUAUGAACACAUACCGAUGUAUAUAGACAUAGUUUAGAGUGUAGAUUCACUCAUUUUGCUCCGUAUGUAGUCCAUAUUGAAAUCUCUAAAAAGAUUUAUAUUUAAGAAUGGAGGGAGUAGAUAAGUUUGACGCUCGAUCUGUGUCUUGCAGAUGUGGAUUUUGUUUUUCUUGGGCGGUGACUAGUAAUCUUAAGAAUAAAUAGCUCGAGUUAUUAAUAUGCUCGUGUUCCGUGUGCCUAUAUGUCUAUGUCUAUUGUACAUGUACUUUUUGAAGAAUUUUCUUUUAGCUAUCUAGUAGUCAGCAAUGAUGGUGGCAUCCCAACUCCGACAUGGACAGCUGAAAUGUUAACCUGGGCACGCGUGACCCCGGGGCUAAACACUUCUAGAAGUCCGAGAUUUUACAUUAUUCAAUCAUCUGGUUCCGUGAUUGAACACUCAUGUAUACGCGCUCGUGGACGCAGUUUCUUUUCUCCUUGUAGACCAAGGUUGGAUGCAAGUACUUCAUCCCAUUUAGCACCAUCAAAGUAAAGAAAGCUGGUACAAACUUAGUACUAAGAUUUGGCUCGAUCAACUGAUGGAUUCGCUGGCUCUGGCCUGCUGCACCGCAGCCCUAAUCAUUCUAUUCCUGCCUUUUAGUGCUUCCGUCGACCGGCUUGUCCCUGGCAAGCCGCUGUCUCCUGGCAACACCAUCGUCUCCGACGGCGGCGUAUUCGCCUUGGGCUUCUUCAACCCCGCCAACUCCACACCAGCCAAGUUGUACCUUGGCAUAUGGUACAAUGAUAUCCCCGAGCUCACAGUUGUGUGGGUUGCCAACCGUGAAACCCCAAUCACCAACGACACCUCCUCUGCGCCGAUGCUAUCCCUCACCAACACUUCCAAUCUCAUUCUCUCCUACGGUAAUAGCAGCGGCCGUGUCCUUUGGACAACAGCCAACAUGACCACUGCCAUGGGGUUGUCUGCCCAGACGGCGGUGCUUCUGAACACUGGAAACCUCGUCAUCCGGUCGUCAAAUGGCACCAUGUUGUGGCAAAGCUUCGACCACCGCACCGACACGCUCCUCCCUGGGAUGAAGCUCUGGAUCAAAUAUAGGACACGCCACACUGGCGAGCGUCUAGUAUCCUGGAAGGGCCCUGGCGAUCCCUCCCCAGGGCGCUUCUCCUACGGUAGCGACCCGGACACGCCUCUCCAAACAUUCAUGUGGGAUGGGCAGAGCUUGGUGUUCCGCGACACCCCAUGGACAGGGUACCAAGUGAAGAGCGCAAUCCAACGACGUGAAGCAGGGACCAAUGUCAGUGAUCUUAUCAUGUACCUAGCCUUCGUGGAAAAUGGCGAUGAGAUUUAUGCCACAUAUAGCCUCUCGGACGGCGCUCCACUCACAAGGUCAGUGAUUACCUACUCAGGCGAGUACCAGCUCCAGAGCUGGAGCAGCAGAUCGUCAAUGUGGGAUGUCCUUUGGAAGUGGCCAUCUGCUGAUUGUAACCGCUAUGGUUACUGUGGUCCAUAUGGCUAUUGCGAUGAGACAUCAGCACCAAUCCCAUCCUGUAAGUGCCUAGAUGGCUUCGAACCAAGAAACAUGGAGGAGUGGACCAGUGGCAGGUUCUUGGCGGGGUGUCAGAGGAAGGAGCAGCUGCACAGUUGCGGCGGUAGCUUCUUGGCCUUGCCAGGGAUGAAGUCACCUGACAAAAUUGAGCUCGUUGGACGGGGCAGAAGUACGUUUGAGGAGUGCGCCGCGGAGUGCAACCACAACUGCUCUUGUAAGGGUUACGUGUAUCGUAAUGUUAGUAGUGAUGGAGAUGUGACGAUGUGCUUGGUGUGGUCUGGGGAAUUGAUUGACACCGGGAAGGUAGGGGUAGAGCUUGGCGGCGAGACACUCUAUCUCCGACUUGCAGGCUUGGAUGCAGGAGGAGGUAAAAGGAGAAAGAUUAAUGCAGGCAAGAUUGUGCUACCAAUUUUAGGCGGUGGUGUUCUAGUACUUAUAUGCAUCUCUCUUGCAUGGUUAAAAUGCAAAGGCAAGAGCAAAAAAUGGAGAAAGCACAGGAAUAUAAGAUUAGAUGGUAUGCGUACGUCUGAUGAGCUUGGAGAAGAAAACCCUCCUCGUGAUCAGGAAUUUACAUUUAUAAGAUUAGAAGAAAUUUCCCUCGCAACCCACAAUUUCUCUGAAGCAUACAUGAUUGGACAAGGAGGCUUUGGAAAAGUUUACAAGGGACUGUUAGGUGGAAAAGAAGUUGCAAUCAAAAGGCUAAGUAGAGAUUCUCAACAAGGAACAAAAGAAUUCAGGAAUGAAGUAAUUCUAAUUGCAAAAUUGCAACAUAGAAACUUGGUUCGACUUCUUGGAUGUUGUGGUGACGGAGAUGAAAAGCUCUUGAUAUAUGAGUAUCUUCCUAACAAGAGCUUAGAUGCUAUCCUUUUUGAUGACUCAAGAAAGCUCUCGUUGAAUUGGGUGACACGAUUUAGUAUAAUCAAAGGGGUUGCAAGGGGGCUUCUAUAUCUUCACGAAGACUCAAGGUUCACCAUAAUACAUAGGGACCUCAAACCUGGAAAUAUUUUGCUGGAUGCAGAAAUGAAACCCAAGAUAGCAGAUUUUGGUAUGGCGAGGAUCUUUGGUGAUCACCAGCAAGAUGCAAAUACGCAACGCGUAGUUGGAACAUAUGGCUACAUGGCUCCUGAGUAUGCAAUGGAAGGCACCUUCUCUACCAAGUCUGACGUCUAUAGCUUUGGUGUGUUGCUACUAGAGGUUGUAACUGGUAUAAGGAUGAAUUCUAAUAGUGAAACCAUGGGCUUCCCUAGCCUCACAGUCUAUGCAUGGAAUAUGUGGAAGGAAGAGAAGACUGAGGAACUACCAGACUCAUCUAUCAUAGAUAUUUCGACAGAAGAAGUUCUGCUUUGUGUCAAGAUAGGACUCUUGUGUAUCCAGGAGAACCCAGAUGAUAGACCUCUCAUGUCAUCUGUUGUGUUCGUCCUAGAGAAUGGAAGCACCACACUUGCAGCCCCAGCCGCCCCGCCUACUUUGCGCGACGAGUAUCGUUAA